GUGGCUCCUGUUCUCCAGGGUGGUGGUCGGCGCCGACCCAUCUCCACUCUUCGAGGACCUUUCCAGAUGACGUCGUCGGAGUCGCCCGCGGCCACCGUGCCGUCGGCGCCGACACCGCCGGCCGCCUGCCAGCCGGAGGGCGAGUCGGUAUGGCCGACUGGCCUGGACUCCACCCCCGGCCACCACAGCUCGCCGCACCUGGACGAGGCAGAGCCGGCCGCCGAGCCAGACAGCGGAGAGUUGACUUCCUCGCCGACCUCCCCCGGCCCGUCACCGGAGCCGAUCGAGCGCUCCAGCCACUGUCCGGUCAAAGAGGAGACGACCGAGCUGUGCGCCCCGACUCCGGCGCCCACCGUCGCUCCGGAGUCCGGAGGUCCUCUGGGAGUGCAGCCGGAGUUUCCGCCGGAGGAGCAGAUGCUGCGGGAGCACAAUAUGCCGGCCUACUACCCUGCAGUUUACGACGAGCCUAGCUACACGGAUCUCGACUCGACGCGGGCCUACGAGCACCCGGCCGACGCGGCGGCCUUCUACGGCCCGCUGGGGGCCGGCUACCCGGCGCAGUACGGCCCGUGUGCAGAGCAGUACGGCGGCUACCCUCCCCCCGGCCCGCUGGGCUACAUGGAGACGCCGCCCGGCCUGGCCGGCUACCCGGUGACCGGCGGCGCCCAGGGCUUGCCGGUGACGCCGGGCGGCGCGGCCCAGCCGCCGGCGCCCCGCACCCGGCGCUCCACGCCCCACACCGAGCCGCCGCCCGGCGCCAGCGCCAAGCCCUCCAAGAACAGAGGCUGGCGGGGCAGCUCGAUGAACUACAAAAAGACCGCCUGUGACCGCGAGCGGACACGCAUGCGGGAUAUGAACAAGGCGUUCGAGGCGCUGCGCGAGAGAAUACCCUACUGUAAACCACCCGGCAAGAAGCUCUCCAAAAUCGAGUGUCUACGGCUCACCAUCCGCUACAUCCGGCACCUGCAGAACGUGAUGCGCAUGGCGGACGGCCUGCCGGUCAGCCAGUACGACCCACCCCCGUACACCACGCCCACCCCGUGGAUCUCCACCUACGCGAGCGGGCCGGCCGCCACCUCCACGGUGUAUUCCGAGCCGGCACAGGGGUACACCGGAGGACCCCCGCCGCCGCCCAUGGCGCUCGUAGAGUCGGAGCACUACGAGCCGCCCCCUCACGCCGGUUAUGGAGCUGAAUACUGGCCACCGCCCCACUUCCAGGCUGGCUUCUGAUGGGGUGAGGGUGGUCAGAGGUUAGGGGAUCGGGGUGGUGAAUGUGCUGGUGUGAGCGCAGGCCUGUGCAAAUCUGAUCAGUGAUGUGGCGCAGACGGAUCCAAGCUGAUAUGUGUCGCUCAUGGCCAUGUGAUGCGGAACUUAUGGCCAAAGACUUGUGGCGUUACAUGAUGCUUGCUUCAAAAGUGAAGCCGAUUAAACGGUCGUGAACAGCUAAAGUAAAUAUGGCCCCAUUACCCGAAUAUCAGUGGUGCAAGAAGCAUUCCAUGAAGUGAAGAGGAAAUCGUCGGUAUUUUUUGCAUUGCAGUCAAUAAUGUGUGCCACUGUGCUUCCAUAUUGUAUUAAACAUCUAGUCACCAGGCAGUUUACAGGCCUGAUGGACCAAUCAAUGCUCAAACUGCAUCUAGUCUGCGCUGCAAUGUAACUCGCAUAUUCCAGUUGAGUAAAGCCCUUCUUGCAAGCCUUGGUAACGGUAACUGCAGUAUGCGUCAGUGUAAAAUAUUUUAGUUCAUUGCUCGUUUAGGCGAUAUGUUUGUUUUAUUUACAUCAAAGUAUGGUUAAUGCAUAUGCAGGUGUAUUCAACCGUAUAUCCUGGUUAAACUGUCUUUGAACAAUCAAGUCAACCAACUAGUCAAAUGUGCUAUGCCUAUGCGGCGCUUCGGAUGCAUGAUUUGCCCAUGCUGAUGCAAAAGUUAUUGUGAAUUUUGUGUGUAAGCUCCCCCCCCCCCAGAAAGUAUUACCACUUAAGUUUGAGAAUUACCCACUGUAUAUCGCAUUGCUGACUGAUUUCGAUGUACGGCAUUGCCUGAAUCAUAACUCAUAAGAGUGCUGCGUCCGAGUUCUGAAUAUGUGAGCGAGUGCCUUUGGAGUGCCUUGUGGUCAAGAAAGAUAAUCUUAAGAGUGCCUUCUGGUCAUGCACGACCAUCUUUAGAGUGCCUUCUGGUCAUGCACGACCAUUUUUUUUUGUAGUGCCUUGUGGUCAGGUAGAGCCAUUUUUAGGCCCCGGGCCUGUCGCAUAUGGAUCUGUCGAUGAUGAUCUGAGAGAGUAACAUGUGAAUGAUAUGACCGGCAGGACGACGUCGUACUAUCGUCGAUUGUAAGUUGUAACCAUAAGGUCUCUCGCAAGUGGUCUGUGUUGAUCAAUAUCUUGUCAGCCAAGCGUCUAGUCAAUGAUGAGCGUGUGAUGCGCUGACAACUGUGACAAACCAUGCUAUAUGACGCACAAGCCUAUAAAUAAAGAACGGCUUAGGUGGAUUUAGAA
This is a messenger RNA of Amphibalanus amphitrite, 2491 nucleotides long. RefSeq names its product collagen alpha-1(I) chain-like. The transcript is spliced from 4 exons. Gene Ontology annotation, cellular component: nucleus. Lineage: Eukaryota; Metazoa; Arthropoda; Thecostraca; Balanomorpha; Balanidae. Bases 67 to 1230 code for a protein of 387 amino acids. The record is from RefSeq and is a predicted model, not a curated record. Gene Ontology annotation, biological process: mesoderm formation; regulation of transcription by RNA polymerase II. Gene Ontology annotation, molecular function: DNA-binding transcription factor activity, RNA polymerase II-specific; protein dimerization activity; RNA polymerase II cis-regulatory region sequence-specific DNA binding.